CAGUGGACUUCCGGCAGUUGGAUGUCGGAGAACCCGGAGUGUUGGGAAUGGCAACCAAGCGCCUGGCGCGGCAGCUUGGAUUAAUUAGGAGAAAAUCAAUUGCACCAGCAAAUGACAAACUAGGAAGAAGCAAAUCCAAGCAGUUGUAUGACUACUUAAUUGUGAUUGAUUUUGAAUCCACCUGCUGGAAUGAUGGGAAACACCACAAUAGCCAGGAAAUAAUUGAAUUUCCAGCAGUAUUGCUGAACACAUUAACUGGAGAGAUUGAAUGCGAAUUCCAUGCUUAUGUUCAGCCUCAAGAACAUCCAAUUCUUUCGGAAUUUUGCAUGGAGCUGACAGGCAUAAAACAGGCUCAAGUUGAUGAAGGAGCCCCUCUGAAGAUUUGCUUAUCUCAGUUCUGUAAAUGGAUUCAUAAGAUUCAGCAACAGAAGAAAAUUGUUUUUGCUACUGGGGUUUCGGAGCCUUCUACUUCUGCAGCAAAAUUGUGUGCAUUUGUUACUUGGUCAGACUGGGACUUGGGGGUUUGCCUGGAGUAUGAGUGUAAAAGAAAACAACUGUUAAAACCCGUGUUCUUAAAUUCCUGGAUUGAUCUCAGAGCAACUUAUAAGCUUUUCUAUAGAAGAAAGCCAAAAGGACUAAGCGGUGCCUUGCAGGAAGUGGGAAUAGAAUUCUCAGGACGAGAACAUUCUGGGUUGGAUGAUUCUCGCAAUACUGCUCUUCUUGCUUGGAAAAUGAUCAGAGAUGGGUGCCUAAUGAAAAUUACAAGGUCCUUCAACAAGGUUCUCACAAAGAAGAAGCCCAACAUUCUGGCCAGAAAUUUGAAUACAAAUCAAGAAGAAACAUCUGCCUGCAACAUUAGCAUCCAGGGUUCCAAUAUACAUGAUAGAGAGCCUAAAAAUACAAUAAGUGCUCAUGAAAAGGUUCAAAUGAAUUUAGUUUGUGUGAAUUCCCCUAUAACAGUACAAAAGGAUCAGUUACAAGUAAAGAACAGUAUAAAAGCCGGUCCUCACAAUGUCGAAAGUUGCUUAUCUGUUUUUAAUACUAAGCCCUCUACAUCUUUGGGACAGUUGCAGUCUCCCAGCCUAAAUUCAUCUAUCUAUGUGCAGAAGCAAAAAAAAAAUGAACAUCUUGUAGUUAAUACCAAAUCUAAGUCUUCAACAUUUAAUUCAGAAUUGGUACUUGUCUCUACUACCAUUCCUUCUGUUAAUCAUGUUUCUGAAGUGGAAAUGAGUUCUACUCUUGACUCUUUGCCUAUGUUGGGUGAAUGGGAAGACAUAGUUUUACUGCCAGCAUCUCAACCUGAGGAAAAUAUAGAUAGUCUACUUCCUAUUAGUGACACAAAUGUAGAGACUUCACUUAGUUCUGGAGAAAGAGUAAUGGUUUUAAAAGAGUCAGAAGUGCUGAGUCAUGAAAAUUUUGGAGGCAUCAAGAAAACUUUAAAGGAAUUGGAGACUACUAAGUCCAUUGUGUAUAAGAGUCCUCACACUACUAUUUAUAAUGUAAAAGAAGCUAAAUAUCCAGGUUCAGAUGUGUCUGCCUUUAAAUUACCUGAACGCAAAUUAUGUGCCUUUAACAGUGUUAAUGCCAGUGCAUCUCAUCCUUCAGUUUUGGGGAAACAUCCUCUUUCUUUAGGUGUCUCUAAAAGGAAUUCACCUAGUCCCCCAGUUUUCCCACCAGCAAAAAAACAGACCUUCACUAUUCAUGAAGAAAAGCCAGCAUCAUCUGAUUGUUCCCCAGGAAAAAGUUCUUGUCAGAAGGUUGCCCCCGCUGUAUUAACUUCUGCAGUGAAUCUACAGGAGCCUUGGAAGAGUGGGAAAAUGACACCUCCCUUAUGCAAGUGUGGCCGGAGAUCUAAGAGACUUGUUGUUUCUAACAAUGGACCAAACCAUGGAAGAGUCUUCUAUUGUUGCCCUAUUGGCAAAUAUCAAGAAAACAGAAAGUGUUGUGAUUAUUUUAAAUGGGAACAAACACUUCAAAAGGAAAAAGCCAACAACACGCUUCUCUCUCAUUCCUCAGGGAGACUCACUUUUAGUUCUCUAGUAACAAGCCAUAUUCGUGACAGUAAUUGUCUUCCUACUAAAAAUUCUUUGAGACUCAGACCUUCAAUGAGGAAUUGAUAAAUUUUCUGUACAGUUAAACAGUUUUUACUUUUAGGAUAACUUUUAUGUGACUUUUAGUGCAGGAAAGAUAAAAAAGUAUAGGGCUACGAGUUAUGGAGUCUUAGCAUAUCUGAAUUCUGUAGACUGUAUUGUAGCAGAUACACACACACACGUGCACACACACAAGCACACAUACACAGAAAGAAAAUAUAUUUCAUGCCUUCCACUUUCACUCACCAUUUGCUUAACAAUUGCCUUCUGUGUUCAGGUAUGAAUCCUAAUUACUCCUUAAAUUCCCAAACAUGAAUAUUCUGGUACUAUCUUACACAUUUUAUUUAUAUUUCAUAUAAUAAUGUUUGCUGAAUUUUCAUGCCUCCUUGAAGAAUGACAAAAUAUUUUAUAAACUGUAUUCAUUAGGUUAAAUAAGCAAUAAUAGUACAUGAUGUUCAUUUUUCUAGUUAGACCUUGAAACAAAUUAUAAGCUAUUUUUAAAUUAUUUGAAUAAAAAUGUGACUAAUAAAAUUUCCUACUCUAUUUUUAGGUAGAUACUUGAUAAUUAUGAUAAUCUCCAGAUUGAUAUUUUUUACUUUUCUGAAAAAUUAUAAGUUGUUUAGUCUUAUUCAAGGCUUAAUUAUUCCAAUUUGUAUAUUCACAUAUUGGAAUUAUUUAACUAAGGAUUAAAAUCCAAUGUGGCAGAGAUUUGAUUGAUUGAUAGAAACUGCUUCUAUACCAAACAUUUAAGAAUGCUGUGAUCUGGGGAUAUAGCUCAGUUAUUGAACAUGUACCUGGCAUGUGCUAGGCCCUGGGUUUGAUCCCUAGUACUACAAAAAAGAAGUAUCAAAAUAAAAAUUCCUGAGCAACUGAUGACAUUUAUUUUGUGAUGCCAAAUUAUAGGAACAUUGACACUGGUGCAUAGGAAUCUAUUGAAUUUUUUUAUUUCAAAUUCAGCCUCUGUGUUUAUUUCAUAUGUACUAUGAUAAUGGGAUGAAUUUAAAUUGUUUUCCAUUCUUUUUUCUUCAGUUCAUUUCUUUUUAUCUUCCCACUAAUAGUCUUUGGCAGCUCUUGAAUAAAUUCUACCUGUUAAAUAUCAAGAAGAAGAAAAUUAGUCUAAAAGUUUUCAUCUUUAGAUAAAGCCAUUUAUGUAGUAGUUCUAUUAUGAAUUCUAGAUGAAAAGAUUAGGACACCUGUUGUGGGUUUUGGGUAACCAAAUAGGGAAGGGGGUAUUGUUAAGGAGAUUUUUUCUUGAUAUUUAGUAUUUACCGCAAGUUCACUGAGCCAAGUUAAGAGUUUAAUUUUAAAAAUUCAGAUUCUUAUUUACACAUCAUUAGUUCAAUUUGAAACACUUUAUGUAGCAUGUUUGAGGAGCGUGUUCAUUAAAAAGGAGAAAAUAAACAGUUGAAAAAAAUUCCAUAACACUGAACAAAUAUUCAUCAUAAAUAGGAUGCCUACCUUUCUUGGGUAUUUGUAAGGUGCUGUACUUCUUUUUACAUGAUCCUGAAUCUCCUUUUUUAAUUGUUCUUGGUCAUGUGACUUGUAAUCAGGGUUCAAAACAAUAAAAGCUUUUACGACCUAAAAUAAAUAUUUGAAACAGCAGAGAGA
Messenger RNA from Marmota flaviventris (yellow-bellied marmot), 3698 nucleotides. RefSeq names its product ERI1 exoribonuclease family member 2 (gene Eri2). Lineage: Eukaryota; Metazoa; Chordata; Mammalia; Rodentia; Sciuridae. Gene Ontology annotation, molecular function: 3'-5'-RNA exonuclease activity; nucleic acid binding; zinc ion binding. The record is from RefSeq and is a predicted model, not a curated record.